AUGGCUUCCCACAUCGACCUAGCCGAAUACCUCUUCCGAAGGAUUCGUCAAGUUGGAAUCAAGUCAGUCCAUGGAGUUCCCGGAGACUAUAACUUAACAGCACUGGACUAUAUUGAACCAGCUGGCCUUGAUUGGGUCGGUAAUGCCAACGAGCUGAAUGCUGGAUACGCUGCAGAUGGCUAUGCCAGAGUCAGAGGAGUGUCGGCUCUCGUCACUGCCUUUGGUGUCGGCGAGCUGUCGGCCAUCAAUGCCAUUGCCGGAGCAUACAGCGAAAUGGCGCCGGUCAUUCACAUUGUCGGCACAGCUCCAACUCAUGUGCAGGACAACGGAUUAUGCAUGCAUCAUUCGUUGGGGGACGGCAACUUCAGAAUCUUUGCCGAAAUGUACGCCAAGAUCACCGUGGCACAGGCAAAUCUGAGAGAUCCAGAUACUGCACCAUCGCAGAUUGAUCGAUGCAUCCGAGAAUGUGUCCUGCAAAGCCGGCCAGUGUACCUGGAAUUGCCAACCAAUAUGGUGAAGGCCCAGGUAUCAGCAGCGGCUCUCGAUGUGCCGAUCGAUCUUUCCAUCUCUCCAAAUGAUGAAGGCUUCGAAGACACCGAAGUUGAGCUGAUUCUCAACAAAAUGUACUCUUCCAAGCAGCCCCUGAUCGUCGUCGACGGUUGCACUUCGAGGUAUGGCGUUAGCGAAGAAGCCGAUGAGCUUGUCCGAGUCACAGGAUUUCCGACUUCGACCACCCCCUUUGGCAAGGGGAUCGUCAAUGAGACAUAUCCCAACUUUUAUGGAAUUUAUGCCGGUAUUGCUGGUAACGAAAUAUACAUGCCCUGGGCGCGGGGUUGCGAUUUGGUCGUCAAGCUGGGACCUUUGGAAAGCGAUGUCAACACCUUUGGAUUCAGCACAAUCCCAGAUCCCAAGUCGUCCAUUGUUUUCCAUCGGGACUACGUCGAGAUCGGCGGCACCAAGUACCACAACCUUCAUAUCAAGUCUCUCCUGCGCAAAAUCCUCUCGAAAUUGGAGAAAGACAAGCUUCCCACGUAUAACCCCUCCAUGGACCUUGGCCACCCUGAGUUUGAACUCAUGGCUCUACCGCCAGCCGGCGAGGAUGACAUGGUCGAGCAGGCUACCUUCUGGCGGCGGAUUUCCAAAUUUUUCCGGUCGGGCGACAUCGUCAUGGUGGAAACGGGCACAGCGUCAAUAGGAUGCCGGGAUAUGGUCCUCCCUGCACAUACCUCACUCAUUAAUUCUUGCAUAUGGCUGUCUAUUGGCUACAUGCUUCCAGCAUCUCAAGGCGCCGCUUUGGCUCAGCGUGAGAUGAUCGCAGAAGGCAAGCGUCCGCAAGGACGCACUAUCCUGAUCGAGGGCGACGGUAGUCUACAAAUGACGGCGCAAUCAAUCAGCGACAUGAUCCGAAACCGAGUUGACGUGACCAUUUUCGUCAUCAACAAUGACGGAUAUGUGAUUGAGAGAUGGAUACAUGGCAUGAAGGCGGGCUACAACGACAUCCAACCGUGGAGAUACCUCGAAGCUCCAAGCUACUUUGGGGCACCCAAGGACGACCCUGCAUAUCCCGUGGUGACCAGGCGAGCUGAAACCUGGGGUCAGUUGAAGGAUAUCCUGGCGGAACCGGGACUUGAGGCCGGCAAGGGCCUCAACAUUGUUGAAGUGAUGAUGGGCCGAGAGGAUGCACCGGACGUGCUGAAAAAGCUCGUGGUAAGCACGUCGCGGAGAAAUAGUGGUGAAGUCCAACGCUCUCAACCACGGCAAUCCAUGAGCCACGAAGAGAAGGUCAUGAAGGUUGCCGGAUAA
Cladophialophora psammophila CBS 110553 is the source of this 1803-nucleotide messenger RNA. RefSeq lists its product as uncharacterized. The transcript is spliced from 2 exons. The record is from RefSeq and is a predicted model, not a curated record. NCBI's taxonomy places the organism in Eukaryota, Fungi, Ascomycota, Eurotiomycetes, Chaetothyriales, Herpotrichiellaceae. Gene Ontology annotation, molecular function: carboxy-lyase activity; magnesium ion binding; thiamine pyrophosphate binding. The coding region runs from base 1 to 1803 and encodes 600 amino acids.